Molecule: messenger RNA, 636 nt
Organism: Suillus clintonianus
Lineage: Eukaryota; Fungi; Basidiomycota; Agaricomycetes; Boletales; Suillaceae
Exons: 2
Molecular function (GO): nucleic acid binding
Source: RefSeq, a predicted model, not a curated record
AUUCAACGUACCACGGCAAUCAAUAUCACAGGGGCAAUGCGGACGACGGCCUUAGACACCCUCGAAGCUCACACCAAACUCAUGCCCCUUCAACAUCGCCUGCAAAACCUAUGUUACCAAGCAGCCAUACACCUCGCAGCUCACCCGCCCACUCACCCUCUAUAUCUCCCAACCCGCAAAGCAGCCAAGUGUUUAGUAAAGCGACACCAAUCUUCGCUCCACCAUCUCAUCCACGCAACGGAACUGGACAUAGACUCGGUCGAGACCACAGUCCACAUGCGCCGAGCCCCCAAUACCGUCCCACCAUACUCCAUUUCGAUUGCGGCAACACGAGAGGAAGCAAUAACUGAACACGACGCAAACAUGAGCGAGAUCAAGAUCUACGCAGAUGGUUCGGGAAUCGAGGAGCAGAUAGGCGCAUCAGCCGUAUUAAUAAGACAAGGAUGCCCGCACAACCGGGCGGAAUUAGUCGGACUCACCUUAGCAGCCCAACUACUAGCGACGGAGAGAGACGUGACAUACCCUAUAGCGAUUUUCAUCGACAACCAAGCGGCGCUAAGAUCAGGUGAACUUUUCUCGACUAAGCCAGGCCACUACCUGAUCGACCACUUUCGUAGAUUAAUAUCCAGAGCGAAA